Messenger RNA from Paramecium sonneborni, 1831 nucleotides. The record is from the annotation of a GenBank genome assembly. Lineage: Eukaryota; Ciliophora; Oligohymenophorea; Peniculida; Parameciidae.
AUGUUUAAGAAUGAUGGUGACACUAUGACUAAUGGAUAAUAUAUUAUCGACAUAAAAAAGGAGAUAGGCAGAGGAGCUUAUGGGGUUGUUUACGAGUGCAGAUAAUAAGAUUCCAAAGUCUGUUUGUGUGCUAAGGUAAUUUGUGAUUCUAAAUUAGAUUAUAAAAUCUCUAAGCAGUAAUUCAGAAUAUCUGAAUCGUGAGUCUGAGAUAUUAUAAACCUUAAGCAAGGCUUAUCCAAAUAAUCCUAAUUUAGUUAAAGUUUAUUAUUGUUAAUAUUAAUAAAUGGACAAAAAUGAUGUCUUGAUCGUCAUUAUGGAAAAAUGUCAAACUAAUUUAAAAGAUCAAUUAGCAUAAAAGGGUACAUACAGUUCUGAGGAGGUGUUAUAAUUUUUAAAAUAAUUGUUAAAUGGAUACAAACCAUUAUAUGAAAAAUGUAUACUACAUCGAGACCUCAAACCUGAAAAUAUAUUAAUAUCUUUAGAUAAUACGGGCUAACCUUUAUACAAAAUAUCAGAUUUUGGCAUAGGUAAAAUUAAUGCCAAUAACGAUUUUAAUAUAACGAAGGUGGGAACACCGGUUUAUGCAGCUCCAGAACUUAAUAGUUUUGUGGAUGAUGAAGAUGUAGUUAGUGCACUUAGAUAAUUAAAAGAUUUGAAAAAUGGAAAAAGCCAAGUCGAUGUUUAUUCAGUAUAUAAAUAAUUAUAUAUAUUUUUAGAUUGGUAUUAUCCUUUAUCAACUACUUUUUGGAAGGGUACCAUUUGAAACAUAAUCCGCAAACCAACUGGAAUAAUUUUUAAAAAAUUUAAAAAAAACUCCUUUUGAAAUUAAGAACCCUACAAAUUAGAACUCAGAUCUAUAGUAGUUGAUUUAAAAAAUGAUAGUCUACAAUCCUCUUGAGAGAAUUAAAUUCUCAGAUAUUUAUUCUCAUAAAUUAAUAAACAUGUAACCUGAAUAGCCUUAAAAAUUUUAACAAUUUAUUAAAAUUAAAUAGGAACCUAAUUAAUCAUCAAAUACAAAUAAAUUCAAUAAUGAUUAGAAAAAAUUUUAACCUUAAUAGGGAAAUUUAUCUUUUCCUCAUACUUAAAAUUUUGGUUAAAAUCCACCUUAAAUUUAACCUUAAAAUAUUAAUCCAAUUCUAAAUUUUGGUUAAGGUUUUAAUAAUCAACCUUAAACUUAAACACUUAUAGGUCAAACUCCACAAAAUAUGAGAUCAACUAUGGCUCCUGCUUGUUAAUAACAAAUUAUUAACAAUAAUUAUAACAAUAAUUAGUCCAGCAACCUCAGAUUGACAUGCAAUCAAAAUCCAGCUUAAGGUUAAUUAAGAUAGACAGAGACGGGGCUAAAAUAAUAAACUAUUAAUUUAUAGCCAUAGAGUUUAACGUCUUUCCCACCUUAAAGUAUAAAAAUGAGUACAAAUGCUUCAACUGCUUCAACUGCUUCAAAUGCUUCAAAUGCUUCAACUGUAAUUUAAAUUAAUUAGUUAUAAGAUCAAGUAAACUACCUAUAAACAUAAUUGUAAGAAAAUUUAUUAAAUUUAGAUUUGAAAAUUAAUCAUUCUAUUGUCUUUAAACCAAAAAAUUAUUGGAACAAGCUUUGGAAUCAAUCAAAAAUAAUAAUAAUGAUACACCUUCCAUAUCCAAGACCUUAAUGGAAUUUUAUAAAAUGGAAAAUAAUGGGUAGUAUUCAUUAGGCUUUCUCAAAUUUUAUUAUUGUCUUAUUAGAAAAGCCUAAAAUUAAUAAUUAGAAAAAACUACUUUUUAAAAUGAAUAAGAAUUAAGAUAGGUUAUAACAGAUAUUUAUUUAAAAUCUUAUCAAAACCCAUGAGUAUCC